Molecule: messenger RNA, 2374 nt
Organism: Rhipicephalus sanguineus (brown dog tick)
Lineage: Eukaryota; Metazoa; Arthropoda; Arachnida; Ixodida; Ixodidae
Product: transmembrane protein 208
Exons: 6
Coding region: 193-708 (171 amino acids)
Biological process (GO): vacuolar protein processing
Cellular component (GO): intracellular membrane-bounded organelle
Source: RefSeq, a predicted model, not a curated record
UUCAUGUGACAAGCACGCUGCGCGCGAUCAGCGCUGCGUCUGUGCUACCUAAUUGUGCUCUAAAUUUCCUAAUGCCCACUUAAACUAUACAAAACAAUUUUCUGACAUAGCUUUGUGAAUUGUAGUCGGGCUCGCGUGGCUCUGUAUUCCCAGAAGUCGUAAUUUAGCGACUCAAAAUUCCAGAAGACGGCAAUGGCGCCACAAAAAGGAAAGCAAGGAACGAAAGGACAAAAGCAGAUAGUGGAAGAGAAUAAGCAAACCAUAAAGUUCUACAGUAUUAUGGCAGUUGGAGCACUAAUUGUUCACCUCAUCGCACACAUGGUGUUGUGGAGGGAUUCUAUUACGUUGUCUUACACGCUGCUGUUCCUCUUCUCAAUGCUUGUCUAUGGUGGGUGUAUCCAAACAAUGAGGUACAUGGCUCGAGCAUCCUAUUCAGAAACUGGCCAACUGUUGGAUGGUGGUUUGGACCUCAACAUGGCACAGGCUGGCAUGGGCGAGCAUCUGAAAGACUUGAUCAUCUUGACUGCCUGCAUACAAACACUUUCACUUGCGUCAACAUACGUCUGGUUUUUAUGGCUUGUGGCUCCUGCGUAUGCAUUCUACUUACUCUGGGUCAACGUCUUGGGACCGUGGGUCUUCCAGCCAGCCCCUCCAGAGGUGGAUGACAAAAAGCAGAAGAAACUGGAGCGCAAGAGCAGACGUCAUUGAAGGGCUCAUGUCGUAUGCACAUCAUUAUGUGUGGUUGUUCAGAAUAGGUUGAGUGUUGCAUGUGCUUACAUUAUUGCCAAUUUUCAAAGGUUAGUUUAAGUAGUGCCACUUAAGCACUUCAAGAUUUAGUUUUUUUAAGUCACAAAAUGAAAUGCCUGAAGUAAAUUUAAGAGUUGGACUUUCCUCUGAAAGGUUCUUUUACAUAUAUAGAACGCACAUGCAGUCUUUCUUGCUCAAGGUUCAGGGGCUGAGUUUCCAUUGACAGCUACGAAUGUGUGGCAAUAAAGUCUGAUGUCAGAAAUGUGCAUGAAUUCCUGGAUUGAAAAAGUUCAGAAAGUGUGGUUCGUUAUUCUUUUAUAUUUAAUUUGAAGGAGUGUAGAUGCCAUAUUCUUUGGUGAUGGUCUUUAAGCCUUGUGUACUACACAGCCUCUUGAACUACGAUAAAGGCAGCAUUAUGCGCGGUGGUGUCCCCUGUAAUUUAAUAUCACACAUUGUCUUCCACCCUAUUCCCAAUUCUGAUUGAGCCACACUGUAUUUCUAGACUUUAAAAUUAAAAUAAAUUACCUUUUACCCAUCUGCUGUCAGUCACAAUUCAUGAAGGAAUUCCAUGUAAUACGAAGCAUAAACUAUGGUUGAAUUAGCCUCCUAAAAUUGGUGUCCACACUCCUUUUAAUUUGCACACUGGCUGAUUCCUAUCUGUAGCAUUUCCUCAUAAAUUUGUGUUUUCAAUAGGGGUAAAGCAAAUUUUGCACUUGUGUGGUUGCUGGUUGCAUUUCAACAUUCUGCACAGGAACUUAGUAAGCAGCUUGUUUCUAUCUCCUGCUUUUAUUAACUGUUUCCUUGUGCAUUCAUGGCCCAACUUGAAUAUGACAAAUAAUUCUUCACAAUAAUGAUUUGGAAAAAGAAAGAUGAGGAAUGGUGCUCUUGCAUUGCGCUUGUGAAGUGUUGCCAUGUUUCACAGCAGGGUGGUUUUGUGUUUCAGUUGUCUUGCUCUGCUGUUGAGAAUAAGAGUGCAGGGUCGUAUACUCACUGAGUGACCAUGAUUUGAGAGGAGAUUAUGAAAAUGCUUAUGUACUACCAAGAUUUUGGUGCACAUUAAGAGGCUUCAGGUGGUUUUAAUCAACCUGUAGCCACUCACCAUGGCGCUUAUCAAGGCCAGGGUGUCACUUUUGGAUGCAAGGUCUGUUGAUCAGUCAGUCAGUCAAUCAAGCGGUUGUGCUAUACGUCUCAAACAAUCAUUUCCAUGCCGUUUGAAUGCUUGUUGCUCCAUUAGUCUGCUGUUGCCAGCAAAGCCAUUGUUAGUUGUAAUGGUCUUUCUCCACGAUAUUGUAGAGAAUAAUGCACUUGAAACUUCUAGUGAUGGAAUAGAGUUGACAACAUAAUUCUUGCAAGAUGUUCUUAUUGAUGACUAAGCAGUACUACUGCAUAUGCAAUCUUGACUGUAACGCUUCUGUCCUCUUUGUAGUAAGGGUAGAAAUAACUCAAGGAGUGUCAAGUGAUAUGGUUCAAAUAGCCUGCGUGAUUGAAUUGGACACUAGAGCUUGUGUGUAUGUGUAUAUAUGGUGAUGUAAACCAUUAGCGAAGGUGUGCUCGAGGUUUUGGAGGUAUGUUGUUAUUGUGUGGUAGGCUCAAGAGCCUUGAAUAAAACCUACUUGAUCUCUGAAAU